AUGAACGAGACCACUCUGAAAGUGGAGAGGCCGCAAAGCGAUGAUGAGGCCCGCCUAGCAGCUCUAAGCAAGGAGCAGGUGAUGGGCCGGCACUUCAACGUCUGGUCGCUGAUCUUCCUCGCCUUCUGCACAAGUGUCACCUGGGAAGCGCUCACCUCGACCAUGGCCCAAUCCCUUCGGGCGGGUGGCAGUUCCAGCCUAGUGUGGGGGUUCGCCGCCGCGGCUAUCGGGGCCAUGGCCAUCGCCCUCUCGCUCGCUGAGUUCUCCAGCAUGGUUCCGACAGCCGGCGGGCAAUACCACUACGUGGCCGCCCUGUCUCCACUCAAAUACACGCGUCUGUUUUCGUGGAUCGCCGGCUGGGCUACCAUCUGGAGCUGGCUUCUGUCAGCGCUGACGGGUAUCUUCUCCAACGCCAUGCAGCUGCAAGCGUACAUCAUCCUGUUUGCUCCAACCUACUCGUAUCAGCGAUGGCACACAAGCUUGAUUGUCAUCGCUAUGACCACUUGCUUUUUCGGUAUUAAUAUUCUCGGUACCCGCUGGCUGCAUCGAUUAACCUUUCUGGGUAUUGUGCUGCAUGUUGCCGGAUACUUCACUAUCAUCAUUUAUCUGUUGGUGAAGGUGCACCCCAAGAAUACGGCCAGUUAUGUCUUCGCCGACCUGACUAAUAUGAGCGGCUGGAAAAGCGAUGGAGUCUCGUGGUCAGUGGGUCUGAUGAGCUCCGCAGUGGCUUUCAUUAACUGGGACUCGGCUACCCAUAUGGCGGAGGAGAUGCAGAAUGCGUCGAGGGAUCUUCCCCGAGUCCUUUAUGGCUGCGUCGCUCUUUCCGGUAUCCUCACCUUCCCUUGGGUAAUCGCUCUAGCCUUCUGCAUCACAGACGUCCAGGGCUUGAUAAAUGGGCCAGUGGGAAGAAUCUGCCCGUUAGUGCAGCUCGUGUACAACGUUUCCGGCGGAAGCCAAACAAUGACUAUCGGAAUCACCUGGUUCUUCCUCUUCCUGGGUUUCUUCAUCGGCGGUCCAGGGUGCAUGGCGGCAUCCUCUCGCGUCAUCUGGUCGUUCUCGCGAGAAGGGGGUCUCCCCGAAUGCUUUUCCCGAGUCCACGGCCGCCUUGAGGUCCCCGUCAACGCAUUGCUGCUAUCAUGGGUAGGGAUAUCUGCCCUGGCGCUGAUUUACAUCGGCAACGAGACCGCCUUUUACGGAAUCGCUUCCGGUGUGACGGUGGUAAUGGUUUUCUCGUACGCAUUGCCCAUCUUCCUCCGGAUUAUUUACGGCUUUGAGCACACGAAUUUGCCGCCCGGUCCUUUCACUCUCGGUGUCUGGAGCUUGCCCAUUAACGUCUUUGCCGCGUGCUGGUGUAUUUACCUCAUCAUCUUCCUGUGCUUCCCCACCAUCGUGCCUGUCACGGCACAAAAUAUGAACUACGCGCCUCUUAUCUUUGGAGCUAGUAUGUUGGUUGCUGCUGGGACAUGGUGGGUGUAUGGUAGUCGGCUUUAUCUUGGGGUUCUGUCUGAGGAAGUUAGCUCUAUCCAUCAGCAGGAGACGAUUGUGGUUCAGCAGAUUGAAGAUGAGAAGAAAAGGGGCGAUAUCUCUUCGGAUAUAUAG
Penicillium expansum is the source of this 1599-nucleotide messenger RNA. Its product is annotated as Amino acid/polyamine transporter I. Gene Ontology annotation, cellular component: membrane. Gene Ontology annotation, biological process: transmembrane transport. Gene Ontology annotation, molecular function: transmembrane transporter activity. The record is from RefSeq and is a predicted model, not a curated record. The transcript has 2 exons. Bases 1 to 1599 code for a protein of 532 amino acids. NCBI's taxonomy places the organism in Eukaryota, Fungi, Ascomycota, Eurotiomycetes, Eurotiales, Aspergillaceae.